UUAAAGCAUUUUGAACACUGAUCAUAUUUAUGUCUAAAUUAGUGGCAUUUCUAACCGAAACUACAUGAUUGUUCACUGCGGUAUAACCUGAACGUUAGUUAAACUUCACGAGAAAGGAAACGUUAGUGCCAGAGGCUAGACAUUCAUUACGUGGUGUUUUCAUCGGUUUUGGGCCUACUAAAGGGAGUUAUUGAAAAAUACUAAUUGAACACUUUGACUCCACUUCCUGCAGUCUGUUGUGCUAUAAUAAUAAUAAGAAGAUGCACUGACGACUGGAUCCCGCAACAAACCCUGUCCAAUGAUGAUCUGCGAAAUUGUCGUUGUGCGCCAUCCUGUUUCUGUGUGUGUACCUGUGAACCACAAGGUGACUGUGAGUGUCCGUGCUGAGGGAACAGGUAUCCUCAACUACCAGUGGUUCACUGAUGAAAAGGAGGUGUCUGGAGGCACUGAAGCAGACUUGACCAUCAAAGCUAAAAAAACUCAGCUCUAUGUGUGUCGAGUGAAUGACCGCUUUUGUAACUGGGUGUUCAGCGACUGGGUGAAAGUGAAGGUGUUGGACAUUGAUAAAUCAGGGUUGCCAGAAAACUGGCUGGGUGAGCCACACAUUGCUGUCAACCCUAAACCCCAGACAGUCCGACAAGGUACGAAACUCACUCUCCGCUGCGCUGCCUUUGGCAUCCCCACUCCCCACUAUCAGUGGUACAGAAAUGGACAGCCGCUGCAGGACAAGACUAGUGGCAUGCUGCAGAUCGACCGUGCAACAGCCGAACAUAAAGGAUCAUACCUGUGCUCCAUAUCUAACGUGCUAGAGGAGACGUGGGCUGAACCAAUCGAUGUUGACAUUGUGCAAACUGAUCAGCUUCCCCCUGCAGCACCCACAGCCACUGAUAAAGUUGCCUUACUCAUUGGCAACUUGAAUUACUCCAAUCACCCUCCCUUAAUGGCCCCCAUUAUGGAUGUACAUGAGUUGGCCAACCUCCUGCAGCAGCUUGGCUACAGAGUGGUUUCCCUGCUGGAUCUCACCAGGGAGGAGAUGCUGGCGGCUAUUGAGAAGUUCAUUCAGCUCCUUGACAGAGGAGUUUAUGGCCUUUUUUACUAUGCGGGUCAUGGAUAUGAGCGUGCUGGGAGGAAUUACUUGGUGGCUGUCGAUGCUCCCCAACCGUACCGGCCUGAAAACUGUGUCUGUGUGCAGAGGGUCAUGCUCAGUAUGCAGCAAAGACGGACUGCACUCAGUGUAAUUCUUCUGGAUACCUGUAGAAAAUGGUACAACCAGGAUUGCAUAGCUUCAGGCAUCAUGCCAUUGGGACCCAGUGGGAACACCGUUUACGGUUAUGCCACAUGUGAAGAUGCUGAGGCGUACGAGGUCCAGGAUGGAGGGAAAAGUACUGGAAUCUUCACUAAAUACUUGAACAAGCACAUCCUGCAGACCGAGAAAGUCACACAUGUCUUAGAGAAGGUGUCCGAGGAUCUAAGCAGAGACCCUCUAGUCAAAGGCAAGCAGCAGGUGGAGAUCAAACACACCCUGAAGGAACCUCGAUCCCUUGCAGACCCAGUUCGGACCACCGGCCACACAAGGGAGCUUCACCAGCGAGAGGCCUGCUGGAGACAAGCAAAUGAGCUACCACCGAAGAAGAGGCUGAAGUUUGCUUGCGGAGUAGAAGUGGAAGUCAGCUUCUCAGCUUUGUUCUCUAAUGUCUUGGUGGCUUUUGCCACUGUAAAGACUAAAGGCCUCCGAACCCAGGACUGCACCGUCACCCUGAGUAGCAUACCUCCAAUGGAAGACAUAUUUUCCAGCCCUGGCAGGUCAGAGGAGAUGGACUCUCUACUAUUUAGUAAAUCUGAAAACACGGACUGUACUCUGCGACUUUGUGCUCUUCAAAAGCUUACGAAGACGCUGGUCAUCAAGGUGGAUCUACACUAUACUCACAUGGACAGUAAGCUGCGCCAGACAGAAAGCCAACAGGUGGACAUAGGAAGGCCUCUGGUGGCCUUCUGUAAACUGUACACGAGGAAUCAUGGGACAACAGCCAAGGAACAAGAAGGUUCUUCCGCUCAAAGUAUGGGCAACAUGUCAAGCAGCAAACCACGGCUGCAUCAGACUCCAGCUGGUCCAUGUCGCCCUUUCACCAGAAAGGCAGAUUGUGCUGCUGAAGUUGCAGUUUCAAGGAGCAACGAACCUGAAGAGAACGAUGAAAAUGAACUGCAAGACAUCACUCUUCGGCACUAGACCUUGCUGGUCAUUUUGUAAAUACUAGUUUGAAAUUGUGAUGCUGAAUCAUGCAUCGAAAUCAUCUGUGGUUAAUGGUAAUGAUGAAUGACUGGGGUUUGUGUUUGGUUUGCGUUACCAGCCAUCAAUUAACACUUAACUACUCUUCAAAGCCACAGAUUUUCAUUGUACAUUGUAAAAUACUUUUACAUCAGUGAUGAGCUGGCUAGCCUAAUUUAACAAAUAAAGACUAAUAUUACUGUUAAUAACUUAUCUAAUAAAGACCACUACUUUCCUUAUUUGAUUCUCAGUCUUUGGAAACAUGCCAUUCUGUUGCUAGCUUAGUCAAAUAAAAUAUGUAAAUGGAUUACAAAGUUGUAUUGUUGAAUAGACUACAAGUAAACUAACCAUCAACAAAAUGAAUACUGUAUGAUGCUGAAUUCUGGUUUGUUUAAAACCUGAGGGAGUUCCUUGAGGUAAGAAGUGCGUGCCUGCUUCUUUUGACUAGCUAACGUUGAAUUGCAUGAGUUCAGACGAAAUGUAUUAAUAGUUUUGUCCAAUAACCAGUUCAAAUAAAAAAUAUCAUCCUU
Molecule: messenger RNA, 2796 nt
Organism: Anarrhichthys ocellatus (wolf-eel)
Lineage: Eukaryota; Metazoa; Chordata; Actinopteri; Perciformes; Anarhichadidae
Gene: malt3
Product: MALT paracaspase 3
Exons: 14
Coding region: 299-2227 (642 amino acids)
Biological process (GO): proteolysis
Molecular function (GO): cysteine-type endopeptidase activity
Source: RefSeq, a predicted model, not a curated record